AUGAGAUUCGUUGAACGGAAGGCGAUUCAGGAUCUGGCAUCUAUCGAAAAUCUCCUGAAGAAGCAUCAGCUUCUAGAAGCAGACAUUAUUGCCCACCAGGAUCGUGUCCAGGAGAUGAAUCAGCAAGCGGAUUCUCUCCUUGAAAGAGAUCAGUUUCGCUGGUCAGCAGAUCGCCGAGCGCGCAAGGAUAGGGGCUUGUCAUCAUUCAGAGAUGCAAAUGAUCGCCGUGACAAGCUCAACAAAGCCCUGAAUGUGCACCAGUUCUUCCGUGACAUCGAUGAUGAGGAGUCAUGGAUCAAGGAAAAGAAGCUUCUUGUCUCAUCAGACGACAUGGUCGUGAUCUUCCUGGGGUACAAAAUCUUCGUCGUUUCUCAAGUUCGUCUGAAGGGUGAAGAACUUUUACGCUCGUCAGAUCGUGGAGAUGAAUACAAAAAGAAGCAGAUGGAGCGCACUGGACAGAUUCGUGACCUCACUGGUAGCCGCCAUCAGAAGCUGAGCGAGUCUGAAGAAUUCCAAGAGUUCUUGGGCAAGAUUGAAGAAGAGGAAGCAUGGAUGAACGAGAAGCAAACAAUUCUUGGUUCGGAUAACUAUGGCGAUAAUAUGGCCGGUGUGCAAGGUCUUCUCAAGAAGCACGACACAUUUGAAGUGGACCUUCAACUACACAAGCAACGAGUUGAUGAUCUGAUUCGCCAAGGCAAACAGCUUAUUGACUCCGGAAAUCAUCAUGGCCCUCGCAUCAAGGACCGUUGUGACCAGCUGCUGAAGCGCCUCCAUGAUAUCCAGGACAUGGCCGCUCGACGACUGCAGAAACUUCGUGAUAACUCCGCUUACUUGCAAUUCAUGUGGAAAUGUGAUGUUGUGGAAAGCUGGAUUGCCGAAAAGGAACAGCAAGUGCGCUCUGAUGACUACGGGCGAGACCUGUCAUCGGUACAGAUUCUGCUGACGAAGCAGGAGGCAUUUGAUGCUGGUCUGAACGCAUUUGAGCACGAAGGAAUCCAGAGGAUCACGGAACUGAAAGACCAGCUGGUUAGCAGCUCCCAUCAUCAGUCACCAGCUAUCCAGAAACGUCACGCCAAUGUCAUCACCCGAUGGCAACAACUUCUGGCUCAUUCGGAGGGACGUCGUCAGAAAUUGCUCAAGAUGCAGGAUCAAUACAAACAGAUCGAGGAAUUGUACUUGGCUUUUGCCAAGAAGGCAUCGACCUUCAAUUCCUGGUUCGAAAAUGCUGAGGAGGAUUUGACGGAUCCAGUUAGAUGCAAUUCACUUGAAGAGAUUCGUGCCCUGCGCGAGGCACAUGCUGAGUUCCAGCGUUCGUUGAGCUCGGCCGAAGAGGAUUUCCGACAACUCCAAGCUUUAGAUAGGCAAAUCAAGUCUUUCAACGUUGGACCUAAUCCAUACACGUGGUUCACUAUGGAUGCCCUAGAGGAUACAUGGCGCAACUUGCAAAGGAUAAUCAAGGACCGUGAAGUUGAGCUGCAGAAGGAAAAUGCCCGCCAGGAGGAGAAUGACCGAUUGCGCCGAGACUUUGCCAAACUCGCCAAUGUCUUCCAUAAUUGGUUGACGCAAACCCGGCAGGAAAUGAUGGAAGCGAGUGGAUCCCUUGAAGAACAGCUUGAAGUGUUGAAACGGAAAGCUGGCGAAAUUCGAGCGAACAAAACACAAUUGCGAAAGAUUGAAGAACAAGGUGCUAUGUUGGAGAGGAAUUUGAUUCUGGACAAUAGAUACACUGAACAUUCGACAGUGGGCCUGGCCCAAGCUUGGGACCAACUCGAUCAGCUUGCUAUGCGAAUGCAGCAUAAUUUGGAACAGCAAAUACAAGCCCGCAAUCAAUCUGGUGUGACGGAAGAGGCGUUGCGCGAGUUCUCGAUGAUGUUCAAGCACUUUGACAAGGAGAAAUGUGGACGUUUGGAUCACCAGCAAUUCAAGAGUUGCCUGCGAGCGCUUGGCUACGAUCUUCCGAUGGUGGAUGAGGGCCAGCCAGAGCCAGAAUUUAAUCGCAUCCUCGAUAUUGUUGAUCCGAACCGUGAUGGCUACGUGACCUUGCAAGAGUAUAUGGCGUUUAUGAUCAGCAAAGAAACCGAGAACAUCCAGUCAUCCGAGGAGAUUGAGAUGGCGUUCCGUGCACUGUCCAAGGAAUUCCGUCCAUAUGUUACUGCCGAGGAGCUUUACGCGAACCUCACCACGGAACAAGCCGAGUACUGCAUCAAGAGGAUGAAGCCGUACACGGAUGCGAUUUCUGGUCGCUCAAUCCAAGGAGGUCUCGACUACGAGCAGUUCGUUCAUGCUCUCUUCCAAAGUUAA
This is a messenger RNA of Ostertagia ostertagi, 2301 nucleotides long. NCBI's taxonomy places the organism in Eukaryota, Metazoa, Nematoda, Chromadorea, Rhabditida, Trichostrongylidae. The record is from the annotation of a GenBank genome assembly.